Messenger RNA from Tetranychus urticae (two-spotted spider mite), 1702 nucleotides. The record is from RefSeq and is a predicted model, not a curated record. Lineage: Eukaryota; Metazoa; Arthropoda; Arachnida; Trombidiformes; Tetranychidae.
GGAGCUCCUCUUUGGGCAAAGUCCUAUGGAAAGCUAAACGUGCAAGUUUCCGUUUCCAAAGUCAAUUUCGCUCGCUCUUUUUUAUAAUUAUUUAAUUAGUUUACGAUAUUUAAGUUUAGUAAUCAUGUACAAUUUGAGGUCUAAAUCGCGAAACGCCAAGCCCAAAAACGCAAAUCCUCCAAAACCUCAGCCUGCUAAGCCAAAAGGUAAGGCAACACGUGAUCGUGUUCGUGAUAAACCCAAACAGAUUACUGAAGACCAUGAUGUUGAUCUCGAUGAGACAUUACCAAUUGAAGAGUUCAUGGAAAACUACAAAAGGAAAGCUGAACAGGAUAGUGAAAGCAAAACAAAGAAAGCUAAAAUAGAAGAAACACCUGUUGUUACGAGUGGUUUAGUAAUGACUUUUGGUGAUGACUUUUGUGGUGAACUCGGAUUAAAAAAGACUGGCUUCAGCAAAAAACGCCCGGUUUUAGUUGAAGGCAUUAAACAAAAAGUGACGCAAAUAGUGUGUGGAGGAAUGCACAAUGUUUGCAUAACCACCAAUGGUGAAAUCUACUCUUGGGGUUGUAACGAUGAAGGAGCUCUUGGGCGCAAAACAGAUAACCCUCCAAAAGGACGUAAUCUAGAAGCUGAACCUAACAAAGUGCCUUUUUUAUCCAAAGCUAAAAAAGUGACAGCCGGUGAUUCUCAUUCUGCAGCUUUAACUUCGCAUGGAGAAAUUUAUAUUUGGGGUAACUUCAAGGACUCCACUGGAAACAUAGGUAUUAAACCUGAUUCUGAUUCGUUGGAUGGACAAUUUCAACCACUUCGAAUUGAAUUACCAGAUACAAAUUUUGUGGACCUUGCAUCAGGCAUUGAUCAUAUUUUAUUAUUAACUGACACUGGUGUUGUGUAUUCUAUUGGAUCAGGUGAACAAGGACAAUUAGGAAGACUUGAAAAGAAUGAAUGGAAAGAGAUCAAAAACAAAAGAGACAUUUAUCUUAAGCCUGCAAUUGUAAAAUUUGAUGAUGAAUCAAUUAGAUGUGAUCAAAUCUGGGCUGGACAGUAUUCUUCGUUUGCCCGUGCCAAGAAUGGUGAUAUUUAUGCAUGGGGUCUCAACAACUAUUCCCAGCUUGGAAUACCGCAAACAAAUACUCAUCAAGAUGAUUUAGUAGUCCCUUUUCCAAUUCAAAUUUCUUCCUUAUCUAAAUUAAAUGGUCAAGUAGAACAAAUAUGCCAAGGACAACAUUUUAUGUUGGUAAGAGAUUCUACUGGAAAAGUUUAUUCGUGCGGCCGGCAUGAAUAUGGAAGAUUAGGACAUGGAGAAAUAGAUAAUUCUUUAGAAGAACCUAAACUUAUAGAGAAACUCGACACAGAAAACAUUAAAUGUAUAGCGACUGGAUCAAUCAAUUCAUUUGCAGUCAACGAAAAAGGUCAUCUUUAUUCUUGGGGAAUGAGUGGCACUUCAUUAGGUCUAGGAGAUGAUGACGUUUGGGAACCAACUCUAGUUGAAUCAAAAAAUCUUUCUACGCAUCAUGUAAUAUCUGUUUCUGCUGGUUCUCAACACACAGUUAUCAUCGUUACACCUAAAAGUGAUUAGUCUAAUAAAGUAGACAAAGCUCAAAUCCUUCACAUAAAUUGUCAUUAUAAAUAAAUUUAUCACCAACAACUAUUCAGUUAAACAUUAAAUCAACAGUGAACAUACACUUUAUUUACAAAGAAA